Molecule: messenger RNA, 5416 nt
Organism: Phascolarctos cinereus (koala)
Lineage: Eukaryota; Metazoa; Chordata; Mammalia; Diprotodontia; Phascolarctidae
Source: RefSeq, a predicted model, not a curated record
CCCCAGAGCUGUACAGAUGAGGAAAGGAUGCAGGAAAUUCAGUUGUUUACACAUGUGUCUGUAACACUGAGAAGCAGGAGCAGCCCAGCAAGCCCAGAGGCUAGGUAGAAGAAUGAAUUGAGUGCUUGGCCUGGAGUCAGGAGGACCUGCAUUAAAAUCCACUCAGAUCUCAGACACUGACUAGUUGUGUGAUCUUGGGCCAUAAGUAGUGAAAAAAUGAAUUUCGAUUCCAUCCACAAGUUAAUUGAAGAAACACAGAUUUUUAAGCUCCAGCAAUCUUCACUGAGAUCACCUUGUGAACCAGUAACACCUGCCUCACCACUCUAUGACUCCUGCAAUUCUUACUUACCACCUGAAGGCCUGUAUUCACGUGGUGCCCAGAACUUCUAUGCUCACUCUUACAGCAGCAAUGACUGGGACAUCUGUGAAGAGCUUCGAGUUCGAGAACUUGAAGAAGUCAAGGCUAGAGCUGCCCAGAUGGAAAAGACCAUGCGCUGGUGGUCAGAUUGUACCGCCAACUGGAGAGAGAAAUGGAGUAAAGUCCGAAUAGAAAGGAAUAAAGCCAGGGAGGAAGGACGGCAGCUCAGAAUUAAGUUAGAGAUGGCAAUGAAGGAAUUGAGUGCCCUCAAAAAGAAACAAAGCUCACUAAAUGAAAAGGAGACACUGGAUGCUGAAGUCAUCUGGAAGGAAAAGCCUGGUUUUGUAGAAGGCUCCUGUCCACAAGAAGCUCAAUUUCCAGUGGCUUCCAAGGAAUAUGGUCCUCCUAGAAUCAAUUUGGGAAAAACACAGGUUUCUAUCAAAGAAGAUAUAAGCAAGAAGGAAAUAGAAGUGGUUGCCAACCCAGUAAGAUUCAACCAGGAUUUGAAUUUACAAGGCCUUGAUUUCUUUAGAAAAGGUCUUUCUGGCAACUGUGUGACAAAACCUGCAUUGAGGCUGGAUAAUGUAGCACAACCUUUGGAGAAGGAAUUAACCCAGAUUUCAACUCUGAAAUUUCAUUUGGAUGAAUCUCAGAAAAUUUUGUGGAAGGAAAGAGAAAUGCGUUCAUCUUUGGAAAAAGAAGUUGAGUUACUCGAGUCAGCAUUGUCUCUUUGGAAAUGCAAGUAUGAAGAAAUGAAAGAAUCAAAAAAGAUGAGUUUAAACCAGUUUAACAUAUUUCAUGAUCUACACGAAAAUGAAGUGGAAAAGGUUUCAGAAGGCAGAAAGGAUGAAGGCAAUUGUGAAACCAGCAAGGACAGAUUGAUCUGUGAGCUGAGAGCAGAGCUGGAGAGACUGCAGGCUGAGAGCGCCUCUGAGUGGGGCAAGAGGGAGAUACUUGAAACAGAAAAACAAGGACUGGAAAGAGACAAUAGAAGGUUAAAGGCCCAGGUGAAAGAAAUGGAAGAACUUUUGGAUAAAAAAAAUCCAUUAGCUGUAACCUCUCAAGGUCCUGAUUUGAAGAUGUCACAAAGUGAGCUGCUAGAGAAAAACAAGGUGAAACCCAAAGAUAGAGGAAAGUUUCAGCUGAUGAGAAGAAUGGCUCGUGUACUCUUUGAAGAUACUAAGAAAGAAGAUGACAGAGAGCUGGCUGAACUUCAACAUGCCUACUGCAAACUAAAUAAACAGUACCAAGAUAAAAUGGCAGAACUGAUUCAUGCCAACAACAGAGUGGAUCACCAUGAGGCAGAAGUAAAGAAACUGAGAUUUCGAGUGGAAGACCUAAAAAAGGGCCUCAGCCAUGCAGAAGAUGAGCUUGAUGGCUCACUGAAUCAGAUUCGUAAACUCCAGCGAUCUCUAGAUGAACAGAUAGAAAUGAAUGAUAAUCUACAGAUUCAGCUCAAUCAUCUACAAAACAGAUUCAAGAGACCAAAGAAUGUGAGCCCUGCAUAUGGAAUCAAAUUGAGUGCUAAAUAUACUUCUGAGGACUCCACAGAAGCAGAGUAUGAAGAGGAAGGAGACCAGUGUAUUUCAUGAAGCACAUGGGGAUAUAUGUGUUUGUCAAAUUAGAAUAGAAGAAAAAGGUAUAGAAACAAUAUAGAAAGGAAAAUUAAUUGGAAGCACCUCAAACACACCUGUUUUAAUAAAAUGCCAAAUAUUAUAGAAUAUUUUGUAAGCAUUUUAUCCAAUUCUAACAAUUUUUGCAUAAAAUAAAUUUACCUACCUUGUUGUCUAUUAAAAAGAGGUUGAGUUUUCAAGUGUGAAUUAUAUACCCUCUGAAUUUUGGGGUUUUUUACUAAAUCACUUCUUCAAAUUUUUCACCUUUCUCUUUUAUUGUCACUGAGAAAAGUUGUGGAAUUUUAAAUGUGCUUUGAAAAAGUAGGGACAAGAGCUUGUAAGAUUGUGGGAAAAAAGUUAAAGCUUCAGUUUAUUAUUCACCUCCUGCACAUCACAAUGCAUAUAUGAGACAAAAAAGUUAUGUCUUUAAUGAUGUAAUGCUUUCAUUAACAUUUUUAUCAGCAAAUUUACCAAAAGAUUACUUUAGGCUGAACCAUCAACUUUUAAUGUGAAAAAUGAAAAUAUUAACUAGUAGAGAAUAAAUCAACAUUUUCAUUUAUUUGAAAAAAUUAGAGAUAUAGUCAUAUGUGUUAAAAGGUGGUACUAUAGCUACUAUUUUUCUUCUAAAUGUUAUGAUUUGGUUUCUGGCCCUUUGGCUAUCCACUAACUUUGAUUUUUAUUCUACAUAUGAAAUCAAUUAUAAGCCUGGGAUAUACAGCUUACUUACUUUUUUAUAAAGCCUGUUGAUUUAUUUGUUUGCCAAACACUGAUCAUUAUGACACCUAUCAACUUCUUAGAAUUACAUUCUUUAAAAGAUCUAUGUUCUUAAAACCAGUAUAUUAUUGGUGGAAAAAAUAUUUACCAAGACAAAUUGAAUUGAUAAAUGUUCCCUUAAACUUAGCAAGUUACAAAUUAUUUUUAUUGGAACAAUAGAUUUGUUCAUAUAGAUUUAAUCAAGUAGAUAAUGAACAUGACUGUGUCUGAAAUAUGAAUCUAUAGAUUUGUCUUUGAAGACGUUUUCCUUCUUGUAGAAUUUAGACAUAAGCUCUUAGAAGUAAUCUAGUUCACCCCCUUGGUUUUACAAUGAGGAAAUUGAGAUUCAGAGUUUAAGUGAGGUACUCUAGGUCACACAGAUAGUAAGUAACAGAGACAUAUCCUUAGUGAUAGUUUGGCACUAUAGUAAAAAAAAAUGCUUUGGAGUAAGAAGGCAUGGAUCCCAAACCCUCUUCUCUUGUUACAACUUGCAAAACCUUGGACAAGUCACGACCUAUCUGGGCUUCAAUUUCCUCAACUGUAGAAUGAUAAAGUUGGACUAGUUGGCUUCUGUAGUCUUUUAAGGGUUCUAGAAAUAUGAUUCUAUGUAAAGUCCAGCAUCCCAAAUGCAUCCACUUUUGCAAGGUAAAGAAUAUCCCCACACAUACACUUUCAGAUAAAGAAUGUGUAAACUUUCAGAAAUUUAUAUGCUGAUUUCAUGGAAUAAACUCAUAAAACAUUAGUUGGAAAAGACAUCAGAGGUCUUAUAGUCAAAUGCCUUCAUUUAUGAUUUGCUCAUACAUACUAAUUUGCACAUUUAGAUUUAAGUGUUCCAAGUAACAUACACAGAACUGCUAAUUACAAUAUGCUAGAGAGUACCUUGCAAUCCCUCCUUUAGCUUAAAGAAAAUCUGCCUAGAUUAGCCUUUCAGGUGAGAUAAUGGCAUAUUAAGCCAGUCAGUAACUUAUGUGGCAGAAGAGUCUCUCACUGAAAUAGUCUGUACAUUGAAGAAAGUAUAAUUACUUACAUUAUUUUUAAGAUGCCAUCUAUUUGGUAUUUUCCUUCAAAUUUAUAUUAAAUCAAAAUUUUAAUAAACUACUUCUUAAAUUCACUAAGAAAUCUUCUAAACUUUUGUUGAAUUGAAAAGCAGGAUUUUUUUGGGCCAUUUCAAUUUUCAUAUAUUGGAUCAUUUCAAAAGUAGAAUACAAUUUUAAUCAAGAAAAAAAUUUUCUAUUAUUUGAGUAACCUUUAAUUCAGACUAGGUCUCCAUAUUUUGAGGGCAGAACUUAUCUUGAAACAAUUUCAUCCCUGAUUUUAUAUCAAAUCAGUUACCUAUGAUUUACCUUGCUAUAGAAGACUAAUCAGGUCAACUGAAAGAAUCUGGAAGCUUCUGAAACAACAGCUGAACCCAUAGAUAUGUUUAGAAAUAAAUGUGUGGUACUGAAUGGAUAUUUCUAUCUCAAAAUUCUGGAAAAUGCUUCCUUAAAAUUGGUUUCAUGGUCUUUAAUUAUUCCAAGUUCCUAAUACAUUAAGUUUUCAAAAAAUCAUUUAAUGUCCCAAGAAAUUAAAAAGCACUCCUUUUUCAAUGUUUUAUAGCCUAAUUUUAUACUUUUUAACUAUAGCUAGUAUUAACUAAACACUUGGAUAGAUAAUAUUUUUAUAAUACCUUAGCUAAAGAAAGAAGUAAAGAAAAUACAUAGCUAAAGAAGUUAAAAUAAGAAACACAUUUGGGUAUAUUUCCCUAAACAUAUAGAGCAGUUGUAUCUUUAAAAUUUUUUUUUGUAAGAACAGUCUCCUAAAAUUGAAACUAAUGAAUACAUAAAUAUUAAUUGAGAAGACUUUGGAUACUCAAUUUUAUUUCAAUAGUCAUUCUUAGGAAGUUGUCAUGGAUUACAUUGUGACACUUCUGUGUAGAAUCAAUAUAAUCAUAGCUAUGUGUUGAUGAAGCUAAUCAAAUUUUUUGCAUUCUAAUGAAGUUAAAUAUGCACAAUAUAAAUAAUUAUUCUAUUUCAGCAUUAAUAUCCUUUACAUAAUUUUUAACAUAAAUUGGCCUUAUAAAUGUUGUUCUCCAAUCAUUUGAUAAGAGAAUGCUACUAUUAACCAUCAAAAUUUAAAAAUAAUUUAUUACUUGAACUUUUGGUUAAUAAGUAAUACAAGUUUAUUUGUUUUACAGGAGUAUUUCACAAUUAUUAACUUUUGUAUUCAUUUCAAGAGAAAUAGUUCUUGCAUUCUAUAAUGGACUUUUUUUCCUCUUGCUGUUGAAUUCUUAUUUCAAGGCAAUUUUAAAAAAAGUGUAAUGUUCAGUGUAUUGAAAAAUGUCCUAAAAUAAAAGCUUAAUGAAACUUUUUAUUGUUUUACCUGUAACUAUUACUGUUUCAAGUACCAUAAAUGUUAUUUUAUUGUUAACUGUCUACAGUUUAUUUCCAUGGGGAACCAAGUUCCGAAUAGGUAAUUCAGUACUAUAUCUACAAAACAGGCCCAGAAAUCCACCCUGGUGCUGAGCACCUAAACUAAGUUUCCCAGGAUAACAUGAAAUAUGUAAAUUAUCUUACAAGCCAAUGAGAAAAAAAUGUCAAAUGGAUCCAUAAGAUAGAUCAAACUCACAAUGCCUAAUUUUUAAAAAUCAAUAUCUUAUGUAUUAGUUAAUGAAAAUAUAUUAGUUUGUAAUAAAGUUACCCUAAUUUCUGAGUUA